Molecule: messenger RNA, 2017 nt
Organism: Marchantia polymorpha subsp. ruderalis
Lineage: Eukaryota; Viridiplantae; Streptophyta; Marchantiopsida; Marchantiales; Marchantiaceae
Source: the annotation of a GenBank genome assembly
AAAAAACGAAAAGAAGUUCGUCAUGCGCAGCAUCAAAACCACGAGUUGUCCUCACUCACAAACUGUUUUCUCCGGAGACCCUGAAGAGUCAGAAACGCCAUCACGUUGACAUCAGUCGCACACUUUCUUCGAGACCAGGCCCUUCUUGAAGACGGCGAGCCCACUGCGCCAAAAUGUUGUCAGCGUGGUGUGAAUACACAAGAAGCCGACCGAGUCUGCUUUAGUACACCCACCACGGCCUGAACUUCUUUUAUUCAAAUCGCAACGUUGUGCGUGCAGCGCUCAGGUUCAAAUGACGGGCAUUCCAUACUACAUUUGGCACAUGAAUUUUUUUCUCUUUCGUCGAGGAAUCAAAAUCUGGACGAUCUUCAGUCUCAGAACUUGAUGUUGGUACGGAGCCGCAUAGCAAAUCGAAGAUUUUUCGAACUUUUUACUGGAAUUGUGUUCGGCUACUGGGAAGAUGAUCGAGCACUCGGAGGAAGAACGUUCUGAUCGGGACCACAGAACGAUGCAAAUUCUCCGAAAAUCUGGAAGUCUCGAGAGAUUUUGAAUUAUGACGAAUCAUCAGGAGAUUGAGAAUUUCCAUGCGAUAAGUGAAUAAAAAUUUGUGCACCUGCUCGAGCACAGCUAGUCUCUUCCCGUAUGUGCGGCUUCGAGAUUCGUUGCUGCUGGAAAUAAUGAGAUCGAAUGCAUAUCUGACGCCAUAGUCUCCUGGAAGACGACGGUACGUGGCCCAUCCUCCGACUCGAGCUUCUCCGGCGACGGCUCCCGCGCAGCUCGAAUUGAUGAUAAGCCCGAGCAGAACGGCGGUCUCACUGCAGGCAACGCACUCAGACAGAAGCCCCAGCGAUUCCAGAUGUUCUUCCUCUGCGCAGGCGGCGUAGAGUCCCACUGCUGCUGUGCCCGUCGUGUGCUUGGUGGUGCAGUGCAGCACCGAGUCCCAAAAAUUAGCUUGACAGCAGGAGAUCUCUCUAAUAAUUAAGAGCGUCCUGCACAUCCGUGGCAUUCGUACUCCUCUCUAAGACCUUACAGUGGAUCUGGUUUUCCGUUGCAGCACCGAAGCUCGUCUUAUACAGCGACACAAUCAUGCCCAUUAUAGUUUCUCUCGGACAACCUCGUGAAGGUCGACAGAUGCUAAAAACUCAUGGAAGCAGUAGAGAGCUCAGGGCGAUUGUGUUGAUGCUGAAAGGAAUAAGAAAGAAGACGGCAUCAAAGGAACAUUCAGAGCCGUACCUGUCUCAGAGUGGACUUCAAGUCACAAUACAGUACCAGAAGGAAGGAUUUGGCUUCCAAAUGGAGACUGCGUGUCGACCAGAUGUUUCGCUGAAUCCAGGGAGAAGAUCGAUGAAAGUCAGGGAUAGGACAGCAUGGCAGCAGAAGCCUUGUCUGUGGCUUAGUUAGCCUGCUAGCUGGCAAACCAAGAGAGAAACAGUAAGAACCAAGAGUUUCUUUGUUCCACUGGUUCAGGGAUGUACUUUUCAAUUGAACCUGCGACUGCAGCAGCAGCAGCAGCAGCACGGUGCUCAUCUCGAUCGAUGCCGAUGAUCCUUGGCAUGCACGCUACAGGAUCGCACCAGAAAAACAUGAAAACAGAACGGGCUUGGGAUCCGUACUUUCCCUGGCUUCCGUGAGUGCAUGUUCCAAAGCAUUCACCUGUAGCGGGAUGCCUUGCCACACUUAUGGCUCAUUCAAGAUUCCAACUGUCUUGGAAGUCAGAGCUUCAUGAUACCUCUGAUUGUAGUCACAUCCACUACCUGCAGCUGAGCUUCAUACUAUCUUCUGUCGAAAAGCUUCAUAACUUUCCCGUCUUCUAUGACCCCAUGUCCGAUGGUGCGUCCGGAUUGAUCCGGAGCUGACAUGCUCAGUACCAGGCUGUUUUCAUUUGCGGAGAACUUAUGGCUGAUAAUUACCAGGAGACAUUUCAUGUAUAGCUGUGACAUAAAUUGCUGAUCAUCGGAGAUCACAUUGCUCGCUCACAAGUCGAUUCUCUGUCUCCACAAAUAAAUACAAACUUCCA